AUGGGCAAAGUGUACGAGAAAAUGUUAGUAAGAAGAAUCAGAUGGCACCUGGUACCACGCUUAAGCAACCGCCAGUACGGCUUUAUGCCCCAGCGCAGCACCGAGGACGCCCUCUACACCGCAGUGACACAUAUUAGAAGCAAGUUAGAAAAAAAGAAAAUCAUAGCCGUUAUAUCACUCGAUAUAGAGGGCGCCUUCGACAGUGCCUGGUGGCCUCAAAUACUGGUUCGACUGGUGGAAGAGGAAUGUCCUGCAAACAUAGUAAGAAUAAUGAACAGUUAUCUCCAGGACAGGAGCGUCAUCCUAAAUUACGCAGGCCAUAACAUCUUAAGAAGAACAAACAAAGGAUGCGUGCAGGGCUCCAUAGCCGGACCUACGCUCUGGAACUUACUUAUUGACCCUCUAUUGAAGAUGAUAGAUGCAGAGCAGGUCAAGUCCCAAGCGUUUGCAGAUGAUGUCCUGCUUAUGAUAGAUGGAGACACGGGAGAGGAGGUAACAAAAAUAGCCAAUUGUAUAUUGGAUCUUGUACAUAAGUGGGGCGUGAGGAACAAACUUAGCUUUGCGCCUCACAAAACCAAUGCGAUGGUGGUGACACGCAAACGUAAAUAUGACAAUCCCCGCCUCACGAUGAAUAAAGAGCCAAUAAUAUUUACCAACAAAAUAAGGAUCCUGGGCGUAGAAAUAGACGCUGCAUUAACUUUUAAAGGCCACAUUGACAACUUGUACAGUAAGACUAUAUCAAUAUAUAGACAAGUUUCGAAAGUAGCAAAGAUAGGAUGGGGCUUACAGCCGGACGUCACUGCAACCCUAUACACUGCAGUGAUCGAGCCUAUAGUCCUGUACGCCGCGGCUGUGUGGGCACAAGCAGUAGAAAAAGUUUUUAUUAAAAAGAAAUUAGAUCGCAUGACAAGGGGCUUCGCACAAAAAAUUGCAAAAACAUACAAAACGACAGCACUCAGCUCAGCGGCCUUGCUUGCAGGGAUACUUCCCCUGGACCUUCGCGUUAAGGAGGCCGCGGCCGCAUACCUGGCGCGGAAGGGGGUGUCACCGCACGUAACAUAUGACAAGACAAUAGAGACGCGACUGCCAUACACUGAGCUCCCACACCCCGCCAAUAGACUUAAAAUAACUUACAAAAAACUGGACGACCCGUCAGAAAUCGAUAACGUUACUAUGACAAAAUUAUUUACAGACGGGAGCAAAACGUCCGCGGGAGUGGGAGCGGCAUGGACUGAGUGGCAAGACGGGACCGAGAUUAAAAAUAAAAAGGUGAGGCUGGCUACGUACUGUACAGUGUACCAGGCGGAGCUAGCCGCACUGAGGGACGCAGUGACAUAUCUGACCAAGGGAAGGCGGAAUGCGGCUGUGCUCAGCGACUCUCGCUCUUCACUGGAUGCCAUCGCGGGUGGACGCUCUCUCGAUCCCCAAGUUGCGGAGAUUCGCCAGAACCUGGAAGAGUGCCAUGAAAAUGGCAUUAAAAUUGAACUCUUUUGGGUGAAGGCGCACGUUGGCACUACGGGAAACGAGAGGGCAGACGCUCUCGCGGGGGAGGCGGUUGGGGAAACGGGGACGCGAAUAGGGUACGAUGCGUAUCCGCUUUCCUAUUUGCGACGACUGACAAGACUCAAGACUUUAGACACCUGGAACGAGCGCUAUGUGGGGGGCGAAACAGCCUCAGUCACAAAAAUGUUUUUUAAAGAUGCAAAUGCGGCAUACAAACAAAUCAAGACAAGGCGUUUCGCACCUCACAUGGCGCAGAUCCUGACUGGCCACGGGGCUUUUGGACACUAUUUACACAGACUCAAACUGAAGACAAGCCCCGCGUGUGACUGUGACGACAGAACCGACCAAACGGUGGUUCAUUUACUUGUCGACUGUGCGAAUUUUGGAAGGGCCAGGUGCGAUCUGGAACUCGAGACUGGCAUGAGGGUAUCCCGGGAUGGGCUAUCCGACAUGUUGCUUGAGCACAGAUCGCAGCUGGAAAAAUUCUGCGACAAGAUUGUCAGAUAUGUCACUCACAAAAAUAGCACGAGAGGUAACGCGGGUGUCGCCGGGCAGCGAAAUUAUGACGAUAUUUUCGGAGUAGUUGUCGCCCGGGCCCGGCGGGAGACGCCAACCCUUUAA
Messenger RNA from Pieris macdunnoughi, 2124 nucleotides. The record is from the annotation of a GenBank genome assembly. NCBI's taxonomy places the organism in Eukaryota, Metazoa, Arthropoda, Insecta, Lepidoptera, Pieridae.